AUGGUUGACCAGCAACACGUUCACACAUAUGCAGCUGAGACUGCCAACAAGACCGAUCAUCUUUUGCUCGCCGCGUCAAUUCCGGAUAGAUCACAACCUCUGCCACCCACCACAAGUACAGCGUUUGACCGUCCUCAGAAUGACACCAUGGCCGAAUUUCUUGUCAACUUGCCCAACGAACUUCUUGCUCUGAUCAUCGAAGACGAAGAUCUCACCGUGAACGAUCUCGUGAACCUCCGCCUUACUUGCAAGCGCACCAAACACUUUGCUUCGAGUGCUCGUGGCCGGCGCCUAUUUGUCGACUUGAAGGUCUGGGAUAAGCGCAACGCCUUCAACUGGUUUUCCGAUCUCCUGCUCUCAGAUCUAGGCAGCCAUAUACGAUCCUUCGCCUUGUUCGAAUGGCGCCGGAAGUCUGGGAAGACACUCCCACCCAGAGAUUACGUACACAGGGAGAGCAAGAUCAAGCCUGACUACUCUUGCCUGCAAGACAUCUCGGUGAUGUAUUGCGGAGAUGUAUUGCACGACCCGGUACGCUCAUGGAAGAAGGCUGUAGGCGCGGCGAUCCAUCUCAAAGCCUUCAGAAUUGUAAACUUUGAUGAGGCUCGUUCGGUUGGGGCGUACUGGCUUGGAGUCUACCCUCACAAAUUCUGCAGUAAUGAUGAGCUUCUGGGUAGCAUCAGGUCCGAUGGUCUGAGAGUACUAACGCUGGCUCACAUUCAUGUCUCUGCCGACAUGCUCAACAGUCUACUCGACAUCCACAGGGAAACGCUCUCCAUUUUCGACAUCAGGUCUUGCAUGCUCGUCGAAGGGAGAUGGUUCGGGAUUUUGGACUGGAUCAAGACAAACCUCUCGCAUCUCCAAACCUUGCACCUCGAUGUUCGUUACGAAGCAGUCAAGAAGAGGAAUUGUACUCAACCACUCGACAGCUGGUGUCCGCUUUACGUCGAUUCAUACCGUGCAAGAAGUCCAUACGCUCUUGUAAGACACAGAAGUCCCCUCAAUCUCCGCCUCGAAGGACAACAAAAGAUACGCAAUGGUCUAUCAGAACUUCUGAGUGUACGUGAGCGAUUUCAGGUCGUCUGA
Aureobasidium vineae is the source of this 1083-nucleotide messenger RNA. NCBI's taxonomy places the organism in Eukaryota, Fungi, Ascomycota, Dothideomycetes, Dothideales, Saccotheciaceae. The record is from the annotation of a GenBank genome assembly.